This is a messenger RNA of Sugiyamaella lignohabitans, 2022 nucleotides long. It is a transcript of the gene CIR2, whose product is annotated as Cir2p. The coding region runs from base 1 to 2022 and encodes 673 amino acids. Lineage: Eukaryota; Fungi; Ascomycota; Dipodascomycetes; Dipodascales; Trichomonascaceae. Gene Ontology annotation, molecular function: iron-sulfur cluster binding; electron-transferring-flavoprotein dehydrogenase activity. The transcript has a single exon. Gene Ontology annotation, biological process: electron transport chain. The record is from RefSeq and is a predicted model, not a curated record. Gene Ontology annotation, cellular component: mitochondrial inner membrane.
AUGCUGGGAUACAAGUCGACAGGAGCGACUUUGCAAAAGUCAGCGUCAGCAGGUGCUGCUCGCGUGCUGGCUCGUAACUCGACGAAAUCAACUACCAAACAGUUUUCAAGAUGUUUCACGGCCCUGAAAUCUAAUACUAUUACAGGUACACAGACUGGAACUAUCCAAAAUACAACCAAUGGCAAACUGAAACGGAAUUUGACUAGAUCAACUCUUAUUAACAGUAGACUAAGGACGUCAAUUACACAUAAUGGUAGGAGAUCAUAUUCGACUUCUCCAGAAGAAGGAGAGGCAGCAGCAGAAGAAGAGUUCCCCGAACUUUCGGAGCCGAGAGAGGCUGACGAAGUAGAUGUUUGUAUUGUGGGAGGAGGUCCUGCAGGUCUUGCUGCUGCUAUUCGAUUCAAGCAAUUGGAUCUAGAAAAGGGCUCUGGCGAGCUGAGAGUUAUUGUUUUAGAAAAAGCUAGUGAUAUGGGUGCUCAUACUGUAUCAGGAGCAGUACUAGAGCCUCGUGCUUUGGACGAGUUACUGCCUGAAUGGAGAGAUGACCCCUCUCUGCCAGAAUCAGUUACUCCAGUAACCUCCGAGGCCAUGAGAUUCCUCACUAAAUCAAUGACUAUUCCAUUACCAGAACCACCACAAAUGAAGAAUCACGGUAAUUACAUUGUAUCAUUAAACCAGAUGGUCAAGUGGUUGUCCGAAAAGGCCGAGGAGAUCGGAGUUGAGGUAUACCCAGGAUUCUCGGUAUCUGAGUUGGUUUAUGACGAGCAAGGACGUGUCAAGGGCAUUGCUACCAAUGACCAGGGUGUUUCUAGAGAUUUCAAGCCCAAAGCCAGUUUUCAAAGAGGUAUGGAGUUCCAUGCCAAGAUCACUCUGCUGGCCGAAGGAUGUCAUGGUUCAUUAUCUAAACAGGUGAUUAAAAAGUAUGACUUGCGAAAGGACUCUGAUCCUCAGACUUAUGGCCUUGGUAUCAAAGAGGUGUGGGAGGUGCCCAAGGAAAAGUUUAAUAAGGGCUUUGUAGGCCACAGUAUGGGUUGGCCUCUCAGCUCGGAUGUGUAUGGAGGUGGAUUUAUCUAUCACUUUGGUGAUGGUUUAGUCACUGUAGGAGCGGUGAUUGGUCUUGACUACAAAAACCCCUGGAUCUCGCCAUAUCAGGAGUUCCAGAGAAUGAAGCACCAUCCUUUCUAUGCCAACACCCUCAAAGGAGGAAAAUGCAUUUCGUACGCCGCUAGAGCUCUUAACGAAGGAGGACUUCAAUCGAUUCCCAAACUUUCAUUCCCUGGUGGUGGUCUAAUUGGAUGUACUGCCGGUUUCGUCAACGUGCCCAAGAUCAAGGGUACUCAUACAGCCAUGAAAACAGGCAUGCUUGCAGCCGAGUCGGCUUUCGACUCGAUCUCUGCUUUCAACUCCGCUAUUGAAGAGGGUCAAUCUGAAUCUGAAGUUACUGCACCUUCAGUCGAAUCGUAUGAAGAAUCGUUCAAGGAUUCCUGGGUAUAUAAAGAACUUCAUGAGAUUCGUAAUGUUCGACCUUCAUUCAACAACCCACUGAAAAUGUGGGGAGGUGUCAUGUACUCUGGACUGGAUACACUGAUUCUCAAGGGCCGUACCCCCUGGACAUUCCACCACAAACACACCGACUCUGGUGCCACUGAACCAGCAUCCAAAUACAACAAAAUCGAGUAUCCCAAGCCCGACGGCGAGCUAUCUUUUGACAUUCUAACCUCGGUAUCCCGUACCGGAACCAACCACGACGAAGACGAGCCCUGCCACCUGCGAAUCCCCGACCAAGACAACCGCAAGCACACGGAGAUCGCAUACCCCAAGUACCAGGGCAUCGAGAACCGGUUCUGUCCAGCCGGAGUCUACGAAUACAUCGAAGACGCGUCCGAACCCCUCGGAGUGCGAUUCCAAAUCAACUCGCAAAACUGUAUCCACUGCAAAACCUGCGACAUCAAAGUGCCCACCCAGGACAUCAACUGGACCGUCCCCGAGGGCGGCGACGGGCCCAAAUAUUACAUGACUUAA